This is a messenger RNA of Corylus avellana, 1753 nucleotides long. NCBI's taxonomy places the organism in Eukaryota, Viridiplantae, Streptophyta, Magnoliopsida, Fagales, Betulaceae. The record is from RefSeq and is a predicted model, not a curated record.
CUUGCGUAUAAAAAAUACAAACAAAGGCUUCACAGAUAGAGCAAUGCGACAGAAAAUGGAAAACGACGACGAAGAAGAGGCGCCUCUCGCAGUUCAAAUUGAAGAAAGCUUGGAACCCUACCCUCACGAACAAUCCAAUUCAAGGCGACCGGAAAACGAAGACAUUUGCGUCGGGGUCACCGUCAUCACAGGCUAUCUCGGAGCUGGAAAAUCCACUCUGGUGAAUCACAUACUGAAUUCGCAACACGGGAAAAGGAUAGCGGUGAUCUUGAAUGAGUUCGGUGAGGAAAUUGGAGUAGAAAGAGCGAUGAUCAAUGAAGGAGAUGGCGGCGCGCUGGUUGAAGAAUGGGUUGAACUAGCAAAUGGUUGUAUCUGUUGCAAUGUCAAGCACAGUUUAGUCCAAGCGCUUGAGCAACUUGUACAGAGGAAGGAAAAACUUGAUCACAUUUUACUGGAGACCACGGGGUUGGCGAACCCAGCUCCACUUGCAUCUGUUCUUUGGUUGGAUGAUCAGCUGGAAUCAGCGGUCAGGCUCGAUUCGAUUAUCACCGUUGUUGAUGCCAAAAACCUUCGUUUUCAGCUCAAUGAGCGAAAAGUGUUGUCUUCAUUUCCUGAAGCCUUUCUUCAAAUAGCAUUUGCGGAUGUUGUAAUUCUCAACAAGGUUGAUUUGGUUUCUGCUGAGGGCUGUGAAGGUGUUCUGGAGGAACUGGUGAAGGAGAUUCAUAACAUUAACUCCCUUGCCAGCAUCAUCCGCUCUGUUCGGUGUCAAGUUGACUUGCCUAAGUUAUUGAACUGUCGGGCCUAUGAUGCUACACACGCCACUCAUUUAGAAGCAUUGUUGGAAGAAAGCCGUUCUCUAUCUACUGGGGAUCUUCAUGAUAGUGGUGUGAGAACCUUGUGCAUUAGUGAGCCACGACAGGUUGAUCUUGAUAAGGUUCGUUUAUGGCUUGAGGAGAUUCUUUGGGAUAAGAAAUAUGGUAUGGAAGUGUAUCGCUGCAAAGGAGUACUAAGCAUUCAAAAUUCUGAUCAACUACAUACUUUACAGGCCGUGAGGGAGAUAUAUGAGAUUGUUCCAUCUCGCAAAUGGAAAGGUGAGGAAAGUCAGAUGAACAAGAUAGUUUUCAUAGGUCAUAACCUGAAUGAGGACGUUCUUACUGAUUCCUUCAGCAAUUGCACAACUUCGUGAUAAUAAUACUAGAAUACUGAUAGUUGAUUGUCAUCUCUUCUCAAAAUUAGAAAGUUAAGCUGUAAAUCAUGAUCUGGGUAGAAUAUUAGAAGCUUCGCUGAUUCUAGACAUGUGCCUUGAUUCCUUGAAGUCCUACACAUCAAGCAUUAUCAACUUGGCAACACAAGAAAUUUAAAUGAAUCAACGUUUCUAAUUCUUGAGUUUUGACUACAGGUUACAUGAGAAUAUAAUUACGAAUUUUCCUUUUUUGUGAGAAUUCAGUUGGUGCUUAGCACUCUUUUUGGGAUUUGUCAUUGGGUUCUUUAAUUUCUUCUCUUGUUCUGCUUGUUUUACUGACGUUGCAAUUGCAUGAGGUUGAUUGCUAAUAUAGGUUAAGCAGAAGGGAAACAAGACCGCACCAUUCAGUACAUUUCUUUUCCUAUUUAUGGAGCAGGAUUACUGAACAACCCGUACAUACUGCAACAAAACUGAAAAUAAUAGUUAGUCUAAUUUUGGUCGUUAUUGUAUGUAAUAUGCACGGGAGUUUGCCCUUUCAACUCUCAUACUAUGAUAGCAUUUUUCAUAGGA